AUGCACUUUAUUUUAUUGUUAUUGACAGUUUUGAUUGUUGAGAGUCGUGAGAUUUUUUUGAGCAUUGAUCAUCCCGGAGAGACGCUGCAUGGCAAAGAGUUGAAUUUAGCUGUUGAGACUACAAUCAAGAUCAAUGUGACUGAUGGAUCGAAAAAGAAAGUGGCUGUAAGAUGGAGCUCUCCCUAUGGUAAUGAUACCGGAUGUCGCCCCUUUGGCUCAUUUGAUAAUAAUUUUGAACCUCCGAGUGGUCAAUCGCCAAAUUACGCUUUUGGACAGUGUUUUAUGGAGGGUGAUUCUGGUAUGGAGAUCGAUCUGACGAAAUCUCAUUUUGCUGACAUUCCUUUAUUUUCUUUCAGUGCAACGGUUUUCGAUUAUGUGAAGAUUAUCGAUUCACAAGCAGAUUCGGACUUGAUUGAAUUUAUGACGGUUCCCGUUGAAAAACUCGAUGCUGAUCAAUAUGCAAAAUAUGUAAUAGGAGGCUCCUCUGAUGAUUCUUACGCUUAUUUUGUCACUGUGGCUCCGCCUGGGGAAACGAUCUUCACAAAGAGUUUAACUAACGACAGAAGAACUCAUAUUAAUUGCGUGGUUGAUGUAUUCACUGGGAAUAUCCCCGCAUUCGGCGAUAACACGAAUUUGUUGUACUGCAGAACAAGCAACGACACCGCGCCAAUGGAUUUGAACUGGCGAACACGAAUGGUCACUUAUCGAUUUAAAAACUACGAGUGCUGGGCUCAAAUUAUUCAUCGUGCUUUCAUGGCGGCUGAAGAUACUCCGGAAUGCAAUAUAGCCAUACCAACGACAGUUCCUUAUAUAACACUACUUGUCAAUGAAGAUUAUCCGAAAUCAUCGAAGAAGACGAUCGCUGAAUCGAGAUGUUUCGUGUAUGAUGCCUCUGAUCAACCGCGGAUCUCUGUAUAUUUGGAUAAGAUUGUAGGUGGAGUUCUGGACAUUACUUUUACCAAUUCUUACUUUGGAUACACUAAACAGAAGCGAAUUGAUUCACGUGACGUCGAUGGGAGCUUGGCUUUUUGUCAAAUCCGAGCCACUCAAAUUUCGUACACCUGGAUCCCAUCAGAUGACCUCAAUGAAACCAGUUUGAUUUUGGCGAGAAUUCGAGCCAAUUACGACAAUCAAACGAUUUCUGAUUGCCCUUUUGAGCCUAUUGACUAUGCGAAAGAUUUCAGAAAACCAAAAAUUAGCAAACUGCUUUGGGCGGCUAUCAUCAUUACUGGGAUUAUUAUCGUCAUUAUCCUUGGAAUCUUGUUCUAUUGCUUGGCUUUCUAUAGGAUUGUUAGAUGGUUGCGAUAUCUCAUUUUGCGAAAAAAAUUCGCCGAAGAUUCCGUCAAGCAUAAGAGAAAUCAAAUCUCUGUUUACAAGUCAGAAACAAGGGCUUCAAGGAAUGAACCUUCUAGCAAAGACCUUUGGGAGAUGGAUAUUACCAAGUUGUCCAUUGAGAAGCGACUUGGACGAGGCGCCUUCUCGGAUGUGUUUUUUGGGAAAUUCUCAGCUGAUCUGCCGUGUAUCAAAAUGUUUCCGGCUCUAAGGUCUCAAUUCCAUCAAUGCAACGAUGCUUACGAGGUGGCUGUCAAGAAGCCACUGGGAAACACCGAUGAUGACAAAAACUCUUUCCUCUUGGAGAUCUCGAUGAUGAAAUCGGUUGGUUACCAUCGGCACCUGCUCUCAAUUGUCGGUUGUUCAACGGUGCCCGAUUCUCCAAUGAUUCUCACAGUCUUUUGUGAACAUGGAGAUCUGCUGACACAAGUGCUCAAAAAGAAUCCGCAUAUGAAAAAUACGGAUCUUAAAAACUCGCCUUCUGCUCUGAGAUCGGCUGAUUUCAUGUCAAUCGCUUGGCAAAUAGCCGAUGCUUUGAUGUACCUAUCAAGCAAGAACUUUGUUCAUCGAGAUGUUUGCGCAAGUAAUGUGUUACUAACGAGAGACAAGGAAGCCAAGUUGACUGACUUUGGAGGCAAUCGAAUCAACAAAGAGACAUUGAUUUGGGCUCGUGGUGGAAGGCUGCCAGUGAAAUGGGCAGCUCCAGAAGCGAUCGAUCUUGGCGUGUUUACAGAGAAGACUGAUGUUUGGUCCUUUGGUGUACUUCUUUGGGAGAUGUACUCAUUGGGAGAGUCGCCAUUUGAUCACAUCCAAGUCCGAGAGAUUCUCUCGCAUCUUCGACAAGGAUUGCUUUUAGCGACUCCGGAGAAUUGCCCGGAUUUUGUCAAAAACUUGAUGCACUCGUGCUGGCAAUUGCGACCACAAGAGCGACCUUCGUUCACUGUGCUCGCAUCGCUCAUCGAAACCAAAUUACCGUCCGGACAACGUAUGAUCCAGGAAAUCGAAUUUUCU
Messenger RNA from Mesorhabditis belari, 2343 nucleotides. NCBI's taxonomy places the organism in Eukaryota, Metazoa, Nematoda, Chromadorea, Rhabditida, Rhabditidae. The record is from the annotation of a GenBank genome assembly.